This is a messenger RNA of Cutaneotrichosporon cavernicola, 579 nucleotides long. RefSeq lists its product as uncharacterized. Gene Ontology annotation, molecular function: exonuclease activity; nucleic acid binding. Gene Ontology annotation, cellular component: nucleus. NCBI's taxonomy places the organism in Eukaryota, Fungi, Basidiomycota, Tremellomycetes, Trichosporonales, Trichosporonaceae. The record is from RefSeq and is a predicted model, not a curated record. Bases 1 to 579 code for a protein of 192 amino acids. The transcript is spliced from 6 exons.
AUGUCCAGAAUACCACUUGAACGAUACGUCGCCCUUGACUGCGAGAUGGUGCGUUGUCGCACGCACAUGGCGCUCGCGCGCAUCGCGGUCGUGGACCAUACUGGCGCAGAGGUCUAUCACUCGUUUGUGUUUGUGCACCCCAAGGACGUGAUUAGUUAUCAGACGGAGGUGACGGGUGUGACGAAGGAUGACCUGCAUGGUGCGCCCACAUUCGAAGUCGUCCAGUCCAUCAUCAAGGCUCUCAUCUCCAACAAAAUUGUCAUCGGUCAUGCCCUCUUCCACGACCUCGCGGUCCUUCAGCACCGGCACGUAUACGAGGACAUGCGUGAUACAGCGCUCUUCUACCCCCUUCGCGAGCGCUGCGGCGUCAAGGGGGAGGGAAAGUACCCCUCCCUCCGGAAUAUGGCGAAGGAGGUGCUGGGCCGUGAUAUCCAGUGUGGGAGACACUGUCCUCUCGAAGAUGCCCGCGCGACGAUGGACGUCUUCCUUACCGUGAGGGAGAAGUAUGAGGCAGGUCUAGCGGCGGGAGACGACGUCGUGGCCGGCGUGCCGGGGUCACUCGCUCGUUGGUACUACUGA